AUGGCACCCCAGAAGCUGCCCUUGUGGGCCGAUGAAGAGCUAGGCAAGAAGGACGACGACCACCGCCCACUCUCAACACGCUUCGAGCCCCGACGACAAUGGAAAAAGCCUCGUCCUCGCCGGAUCCUGCUCACCCUGGUCGCGGUGGGAGCUUUAUGGCUGUUCUUCAAAUACAUGCCCACAGAUCUGGCCCCUGCCGCCGAACGGUACAGCCCCGACCUCGCGAGACUGCGACAACAGAACCACGUCCCACUGCGCGACGCUGCUAAGGUGCCCGCUAUACCCAAGGCAGAGCCGUCGCAACAAAACCAAGAGAUUGAUAUCAAUCCUGGAGAUGGAUACGAUGGAGAGGUUCAAUUCUACCAGUUGGCCAAGUCGCUUCCGCGCCACAAGUACCCCGAGAAGGAGAAGAUGGCCAGUAGCGCAGUUGUGUUCGCCGCAUCGAGCCUCCCUUGUGUAUCUGAUCUUCUGUCACUCGCAUGUCGGAUGGCAGGCAAGCGGGUGAAUAGUGUGCAUUUCGUCUUGAUGGGCAAGGACGAGGUUUCGAUUGAGGGAAUCAAGGAAGUGAACAGGAUUGCGGACUCGGAAUGCCCAAUGACCUGGCAUGACAGUCGCCCGGACUUUGCGCCCCAGUCCACAGAAUCCCGGAUGCAACGGUCUGUGCUUGGAGGUCUAGAGUUUAUACACGCCUACCUUCGCCCAGCGGUAAUCAUCACACAAGGAAAGCACUGGGAGGAUCCAUUCUUUUGGAAUGGAGUCAUGGAUUAUUGCACAGAAUCUGGUAUUGCUCAUAUCGGGUUAUCUACCGCAUCAACAAAUCUCAUGUGGAUGGCUUCACUCGAUAGCAGCGCUCUGCAAGUCUGGAACGACAUCCAUAUUGAGAUGGUUGUCCACGCUCCCACGGAAUCAUCGGGGACCUUGAUUCGACUGAUCCGCUCCUUGGAUGCAGCGGACUAUCUGGGGUCGACCCCCAGCUUAACAAUAGAGCUACCACCGCGAGUUGAUUCGCAGCUCUUUGAUUUCCUCGAGCGAACGAAACGUCUUUCGAAGCUGACAGGCCGGAUUACCCUUCGGCGACGCAUCCCACGACACCAGAUGGACGAAGCGGAAUCUUCUCUCUGGACAGUCGAGUCCUUUUAUCCAAGGGAUCCUAAGGUGACCCAUAUGCUUCUACUGUCCCCACAAGCCGAGCUAGCGCCAUCCUUCUAUCAUUACUUGAAGUACUCCAUCUUGCACUACAAGCAGUCCGCGAGAGCCAACCAGUUGUCCUCGAAACUGCUCGGCAUUUCUCUCGAAUUGCCAUCGUCCACACCCACCGCUGAUGCUGAGCGAUUCAACCCCCCGUCAGCCCCAAUCAUGAACGAACUGGGACGUGAGGAAGAACUGCUCCCCUCGUUUCUUUGGCAGGCACCAAAUAGCAAUGCCGCGUUGUACUUUGGCGACAAAUGGGCCGAGUUUCAUACCUUUCUCUCCAAUCGUCUGGAAGUUGCCGAAAUCCAGCCUGCUGCUGCUGCACAGACCAAACUGGUUUCGAAACGCUACCCAGCGUUUAUGGAGCACUUGCUGGAACUGAUCCAUGCGAAGGGCUACUAUAUGGUCUAUCCGUCAUUCCCGGGCUUAAGAGCAUCGUCUUUGGCAACUGUGCACAAUGAGUUGUAUCAGCCGCCCGAGGAGUUCGUCCAUGACAGCUCGACUCGAACCGUCCAGAAUAUUGACGACCCUAAACAACCCUUGAAGGCCUUGACUCUGGGCUCUGUUGAAAAGCCGCUGAACCGCAAGUCAACCAUCAUGCCUCUUCUCGAUCAGUUUUCUGUGGAUCUUCCUCCUCUUGAGUCUUUGCCGUUGCUUUCUUAUGACGGGGAAAUUCUAACUCCCAGCACCUUCUUACAACACACGGAGGACUAUGCCACCAAGUUCCGGGUGAAGUAUGGAGGCUGCUCCGAGGAUGCGACAAGCGAUGAGCCUCCGGGCGAUCUGUUCUGCCUGGGUGGAUGA
Molecule: messenger RNA, 1995 nt
Organism: Penicillium lagena
Lineage: Eukaryota; Fungi; Ascomycota; Eurotiomycetes; Eurotiales; Aspergillaceae
Exons: 3
Coding region: 1-1995 (664 amino acids)
Source: RefSeq, a predicted model, not a curated record